This is a messenger RNA of Tribolium madens (black flour beetle), 4620 nucleotides long. RefSeq names its product Fanconi anemia group M protein (gene Fancm). Gene Ontology annotation, biological process: interstrand cross-link repair; replication fork reversal; double-strand break repair via synthesis-dependent strand annealing. The record is from RefSeq and is a predicted model, not a curated record. Gene Ontology annotation, molecular function: four-way junction helicase activity; ATP binding; 3'-5' DNA helicase activity. Lineage: Eukaryota; Metazoa; Arthropoda; Insecta; Coleoptera; Tenebrionidae. The transcript has 11 exons. Bases 126 to 4580 code for a protein of 1484 amino acids.
UUUUGUGUGUCGUUUUCUUCUUGUCAAAAAAAACAGUGAAAAAACUUUUAACCUCAAUUUUUUUAAAACUUUUAACCUCAAAUUACGAGUGUUCCUGUUUAAUUCGAAUAAUGAUAUAAAUUAUAAUGAACAUUUCGCAAAUUAACACACAAGGAAUAUAUGAUGCUGGAACCUUAUGCCAAGACCCUGACACCAAAGGCUUUGAUCUACAAGCUGGUCAGUCAUGGAUUUACCCCACAAAUCUUCCCGUUCGAGACUACCAGUACAAUAUUACUCAACAAGCCUUACACAAAAACACUCUAGUAAGCCUCCCUACAGGUCUUGGCAAAACUUUUAUUGCGGCAGUCGUUAUGUACAAUUUUCACCGCUGGUAUCCCUACGAUAAAGUCAUUUUCAUGGCCCCCACGCGACCCCUCGUCAAACAGCAAAUGGAUGCAUGUUACAACAUCAUGGCAAUCCCUGAAGACGUUACGGCUGAGCUUACAGGCACCAAAAUUCAAAAAUCGCGGCCUGAAAUUUGGCAAAAUAAAAGAGUUUUCUUUAUUACACCACAAGUUUUACAAAACGAUCUCUCGAUAAUUGUCGAGUUGGGUGGGAAAAUUAAAUGUCUGGUGUUUGAUGAAGCACAUAGAGCGAAAGGUAAUCACGCAUAUUGCGAAAUCAUACGCAAAUUGACAGAGAAAAAUAAAUUAUUUCGGGUGUUGGCGUUGAGCGCCACUCCAGGAAAUAGUUCAAAGGAUGUCUUAGAAGUUAUGGGGAAUUUGUUGAUCGCACAUUUGGAAUAUAGGAAUGAGGAAAGUCCAGAUGUGAAACCGUAUGUGUUUGAAAGGGCGCUUGAGACUGUUGUUGUACCUUUAGGGGACAAGUUGCAACAAAUCAAGGAUCAGUACAUUCAGGUUUUAGAGAAAUAUACCAAGACUUUAAUUCAGAAUAAAGUGAUUUAUGGAAGUUGUACUAAUUUCACUAAGGGUAAAAUUUUUAUGGUGAUGAAGGAAUUCAAGGCCAAAAAUUCAGCCAAUAGAACGGCAAACUAUGGAGAAAUCAUAAAAUGUUUGAAUAUUUGUGUCACUCUCUAUCACGCUUAUGAAACUCUUGUUCGUUGUGGCUUAAGGGCGUUUUUGAAUUUUUUUAAAGAACAUAUUCACAACCCUUUGUUACAUGGAAAUGUGAGUUUAAUUCAGAUAAUGGACGAUCUUCAAGAAUACUUAGGUCCUGACCCUGAAGUCCAAUCUCUUCCUGAUGGGACUUACGCUGAAAUUCCUGAGUCAAUAAAAUUCGGUCACCCAAAAUUCUACCAACUUCGAGACAUACUCAUUGCCCAUUUCAAAAAUUCGGAUUCCUCCACACGAGUGAUUGUUUUUUUCGAGUACCGAGAAAGUGCCACCGAAGCUUAUGCUUUGCUUACUCGAAGUUUUCCUAUGAUCAAGCCACGUGUUUUCGUUGGUCAGCGCUCUGGAGUGACACAAAAGGAGCAAAUAAAUACGGUCAAAGUUUUCCGAGAGGGAACUUGCAAUACGCUCCUGUCGACCUGUAUAGGCGAAGAGGGCCUCGACGUGGGCGAAGUCGACUUAAUUGUAUGUUUCGAUAUCGCUAAUAAAUCUCCAAUUCGAAUGAUACAAAGGAUGGGAAGGACAGGCCGCAAAAAAGAAGGCCGUGUUGUGGUUUUAGUUACAGAAGGGAAAGAGCAACAAACGUUAAAAGAUUGUUUGAUUUACAAAAAUAACUUGGGGAAUUUUGCAACAAAUUCGGAACUGUUAGAACAGGGGAAAUACCUAGACAAUCCCAAAAUGAUUCCUUCGUACAUACAACCAAAAUGCCAGAAAAUGUUUAUUACUGUUAAAAAACGCGCCUUAACCAAAAACAGUAAUUUGAAAGAUAUGUUUCGAAACAUGUCUGAUGGACCGAAAUUCAGUGAAGAUCUAGAAAUUGUGGAAAUUCAGGAACGACUCAGUGAUAAUAUUGAUAAUUUCUAUAAUAAAACUAAGGACGAAUUUCUCCAAAUACAAAAAAAGCCCAAAAUUGAUUUUAGCAAACAAUUGGAAAAACAAAGGGUGUUUCAAGCUAAAGAAAUGAUAAAACCGUCGAAACAAACCGAAAUUUUCGUUACUUUGCUACAAUUUGCUGAUUCUAAACGUUACAAUCUACCAGUAGAACAAAAAUCAAUAUUUAGUGAUUUUAAUCAACAUAAAUGUUUGAAACAAGGUGAUAUUAGAAGCAUGUUUGCCAAACCCAGUGUCAGCGUUUUGAGUCAAGAAUUUCUGCCAUCGAGCCAAAAAUUUGAUUCUGGAAAAGACGUCCCACAAUCAUAUCCAUCUGAAUUCUUUGAAGAAUUGUCAACAUAUUUAUCAAUACAGGACUCAAUGAAAGACACCCACAAAACGUGGGAAUCUUUAUUUGCGUGUCCAAAAAUCAACUAUUAUAAACCUCGUGAAAUUUUGGAUUUAAGCACUUUUGUCGUGCCUGAUUUAUCUGUCCUUGAAAGUAUUACCGUCCAAAAUUUGGAAGCCUUCACUGCUUCGUUAAUCUCAGAAUCGCAAACAAAACAAGAUGUGUUGAAAGUGGAUGGGGUUUUUGACGAUAGUCUAUUGAGUCAAUUGGAUAAAUUAGAAGAGAAAAUGUAUCAAGAGAAAACUGAACCGUAUGGGAUUCCCAGAAACUUCGAUUCCUUUUUAGACUCGUUUCGGUUAUGUGACGAUAAAGAAAUUCAAAAAAGUCCAGAGAAAGUUGCCGAAAAAUCAUAUGUGUUUGAAACGCCAAAUUCGUUCGAUAAAGUUUUGAAUUUACUACAAACACGUCCAGUUGAAACCAAGAAAGUUGUUUCAAAAAAUUUGGCUACAGAAAACUACGAAGAGCUUUUAUCAUUUUUUAAAGUCUCAUCAAUUGCGGAAUUUUUUGAAGAAACACAAGUCGUAGAUUUAGACAAAACUAUUAUUUACACUCCUGAAAAAAAUACAAAAAUCUCACCCAAUAAUACUAGUCCUGAUCUUUUUGAAGGAUCACCAGAUUUAUUUCCAUCUGACGAAAAACAAGAUCUAUCAGUUCUUACCGAAGAAUCCUCAUCUCCGAUUUUAAGCACAAAUGAAACAAUGCAACAUAUAAAAGCAAAAAAGAAGUUAUUUGAAGAAAAGGUUGCGAAUAAACUGAAUUUGGCGAACUUGAAUCAACCACAAAAAAGUUUCUUUGAAACCACAAGAAAUAAACAAAUUUCAACUCCCAAAAAGGAUUCAGAUCGUUUUGAUAUUAGUGAUAUUUGUGACUUGUCUCAGUUUUUUGUAAAUCGAGAAACCUUACAUGAAAAUCAAGACAAGAAAAAGGUUGAACCUGCAAAGGCGGUGGAUUUAGAGAUUAGUGAUAUUUGCGAUUUGUCUGUUUUUGGAUUGUCACAAAACAAUGAAAGUACUGCGAAAGUGAUUGUUAAUACCGAACAAACAAGCAACACUUUUCAUAAUGAAGAGAAAAAGACAAAAAUUGAUUUAUCUAUCGAUGAUUUGUGUGAUAUAUCACAGUUUUUCAAUAAAACUAAAGUGGAGGAUAAAAGUGUGGAAACGGAAACUAAGAAUGACCAAAGUUUUGUAAAACAACUCUCGCAUGUUAACGACAUUUUUGAUUUUUCUUAUUUCCUAUCUGGUUCAAGUGGAGAAACUUCAAAGAAAUCAGUUUUAGAAUGUAAUAGAGCUGAAGAUGGAACAACCACGAAAACACAAACCAAGAACCUUGAUGAAGCUGUUGUUGCUGCUAUCGAUUUAACUGAUAGCGAUUUUGAGUUAAGUCCAAUUAAAAAAUCCUCUGAACAAGUUAAUAAGACUCAACUUUCCAUAACUAAAAGUUUCAUAGCCAAAAGUGGCAGUCAAAAAGAAAACACAACUCCAAAAACAAAAAAAAUUCAACUCUCAACUAACCGCAACCAUUCACAAGCAAAACAAAAGUGUAAGACUCCUAAGACUACUCAAAAGAAAAUUCCUAAAGAGAAAACAUCCAAGUUUAAUAUAUCUCUCGCGGGGGAUAGUGAUGACGAGUUUCAAGACCCAAUCAAGAGUCCGAUUUUUGCAAAACCAAAACCUGUUUCUGAGAAGAAAAAUAAAAUCGACAAACCUUCAUCUUCUAAUGUGAAAAAGAAACGGAAAUUGUUUUGCGAAUUUUUAGAUAACGAAGCCGUCGUGUCGGAUGAUGAGAAAAUUGUCAUUUCCGAAGACGAAGAUAGUGGUGAAGAUUGUUUUGAAGCAAGUUUUGUCGCAGACGAAACAGAGGAUUUUCUUAACAAUACAACUAUGCAUGCGAAAUACUUAGAAUCUGUGAAAAGUCCGGUAAGAGGGAAGUUUAAAAUUCCGACUAAACCCAGAUGUAACGUUUCAAAUGUGUUCUCUCAAGAAGUUAACGAUGCAGAUGACACUUAUAUGAAUGAUUCGUUUUGCGUUGGUAGUCAAGAAGUGGAAACUUGCAACAAUGAUUUGUCCGAGUUGGAAAUUUUGGAAAUGCAGUUGAAGGAAGAAAAACGGAAUAAAAAACGAAAAAAAUCGGACGAUAAAGGUGGUACGAAAAAGAGAAGAAUACUGGUGUUGGACGAUGACAGUGAUUUGUAGUUUUAGUUUUUUCACAAUUACAAAUAUAUUUUUAUAGCAA